AGCUCUGUCACUUCCGGCUUCGAAGCAGUGGCGGCGCCAACCCUGUGGCACAGGGCGCAGCGUAAGAACCAGCGGGACGGGGCAGUCCUUCCGCUGGCUCGGGGUGCAGCGCGCGGAAUCGGGGAAGUGUGAAUGAUCCGCGGCCGGGGCUCAUCCAGAAAUCCUGAAGGAGCUAGAUGAGUAUUAUGAGAAGUUCAAGCGCGAGACGGAUGGCGUCCAGAAGAGGAGAGUGUUGCACUGCAUCCAGAGAGCCCUGAUCCGGAGCCAGGAGCUGGGCGACGAGAAGAUCCAGAUCGUGAGUCAGAUGGUGGAGCUGGUGGAGAACCGGGCCAGGCAGGUGGACAGUCACGUGGAGCUCUUUGAGGCGCACCAAGAGGUCAGUGACAGCACUGGCCACGGAGGCAAAGCUGGCCAGGAUAAGUCCAAGAAUGAGACAGUCCCGCAGGCGGAAAAGCCCAAUAACAAGAGGUCUCGGCGACAGCGCAACAAUGAGAACCGAGAGAACGCGGCAAAUAACCAUGACCACGAUGACAUCACGUCAGGAACGCCGAAGGAGAAGAGGGCCAAGGCCUCCAAGAAGAAGAAACGCUCCAAGGCCAAAGCCGAGAGGGAAGCGUCCCCCGCAGACCUCCCCAUCGACCCCAACGAGCCGACGUACUGUCUGUGCAAUCAGGUCUCCUAUGGAGAGAUGAUAGGCUGCGACAACGACGAGUGCCCCAUCGAGUGGUUCCACUUCUCCUGCGUCGGACUGAACCAUAAACCAAAGGGCAAGUGGUACUGUCCCAAAUGUCGAGGGGAGAGCGAGAAGACCAUGGACAAGGCGCUGGAGAAAUCCAAAAAGGAGAGGGCUUACAACAGGUAGUCGGCGGACCUGCCGGGCCGGGAGGAGGCGGUGAUCGGGCCGUGUAUUUAUUACCUCCCCACCUUGGGGGAGGCGCCAGGACUGCACAGUGUAUAUUUUUAAAGAAUGUUAGCAAAGGAGCCAUUCCCUUUGUUGAGUGGCGCUGAUUGUCUGCCUUGUUUUGUUGUCGUUGGUACACAUGUGUAAUGAGAAGGUGGUCUGUGGAUCAACAUUUUAGAAACUACAAAUACAGGUUUGAAUUGAACACCCCGGCAGAGUCUUGGACUGAUGGGUCUGAGUUGGUUUGGGUUUUGGCGCAGGGCCGGGGGUGUUUUUGUGUGGGGGGCGGGUGGUGACGUGGAAGCAAUCUAACACAUUAAAUGUGGGGAAAAAAAAAUAUUUCACUUAGCUAUUUUAUUUUAAUGAAAAUGUUAACUUCAUGAACAAAUUUUUAAAAAAUUAGCCAAGUUGCUAAAAAUAUAUAUAGCCCAUAGCAAACUUAUUUCUUACUAUAAUGUAUAUCCAUAUGACAAUAAAAAGGUUUUAAGUUUGAAGAUUA
Messenger RNA from Manis javanica (Malayan pangolin), 1400 nucleotides. Lineage: Eukaryota; Metazoa; Chordata; Mammalia; Pholidota; Manidae. The record is from RefSeq and is a predicted model, not a curated record.